Histoplasma capsulatum G186AR is the source of this 1473-nucleotide messenger RNA. RefSeq lists its product as uncharacterized. Lineage: Eukaryota; Fungi; Ascomycota; Eurotiomycetes; Onygenales; Ajellomycetaceae. Gene Ontology annotation, molecular function: phosphoric diester hydrolase activity. The coding region runs from base 1 to 1473 and encodes 490 amino acids. The transcript is spliced from 2 exons. The record is from RefSeq and is a predicted model, not a curated record. Gene Ontology annotation, biological process: lipid metabolic process.
AUGACCUCCGGUGGCGACAGGGUGGGCGGGAAAAUAGAGAUGAAGGGACUUCCUGAGUCGGCAGAAGAGCGCGAUGAGCAGAGCCAUUAUAUUGGCGAUGAAGAAAAUGGAUAUGAGGAUGAGCAUGCAUAUCCACCGCAGUCACCAAGGUCUCCUUUGAUAAACUGGAGGUCACUGUCGCUGGGGGGGCCCUCAAGAAAUAGGCGGAACUGUUUCCUGCGAGAUUCCCGCGUUGCUUGUUUCCCCAGAAUCUCCAAACUGUGGAGGAAAGGGCCGGGCUCGGGGUCGAAGACACGACGCCUGCUGCGGCACUGCAUCGUGGGUGCUCUAGUUGUACUAGGGCUGGUUCAGUUGGUCGCUCUGACUCUAGGGGCUUUGGCGUCUCUCUUACCUGGUGACAUCGAGGACGCCGUUUUUCGCUGGGGUCGACCCGGCCAACAAGGCGAGUAUCGCCCUCACUGGCCUACGGAUACAAGGGGUGUUAAGCCCAUCCCAUGCCAUUCUCACAACGACUAUUGGCGUCCUGUACCCCUGCUUUCUGCCCUGGAGGCCGGCUGCAUUAGUGUAGAGGCGGACAUCUGGCUCCUCGACGAGGACCUCUUUGUGGGCCAUACUACGUCUUCUCUCGCUCCAAAUCGGACUUUAACGUCAAUGUAUAUCGACCCCCUCGUUAAGAUCUUAGAUAACCAGAACCGUAACACCAGUUCCCAUUCCAAAAACUCACCAAAUGGCGUUUUCGAUGCUCGGCCAUCCCAAACCCUCGUCCUCCUUAUCGAUUUCAAGAAUAAGGCACUUGAAACUUGGCCACGUCUCCUCUCCCAGCUGUCCCCGCUACGUGAUCGCGGCUACCUUACUUAUUUGAAUGGAACAGAUGUGACGGAAGGCCCGAUCACUGUGGUUGCGACAGGAAAGGCACCAUUCCAGAAAAUUAUCGCCAAUGACACAUAUAGAGAUAUCUUCUUCGACGCCCCACUAGACAAGCUGGGCAACGGUGCGAUCCUAGAAAAUCACGAACGAUCCUCAAGCCCAAAACUUGUCAACAAUGCAGGCAUAGAUGACAAGUUAAACAUUAUAAAACUCCGCCGUCAUCUACAGAACGGCGCCACCAAGCAACGUAACUCCCAGCUCCCAGAAGCUUCUCCCACUAGAAUCGACAAAUUAAAAGCAGCACCCAACAAUUACGUGUACAAUUCUAAUAACAGCUACUAUGCCUCCGUCUCCUUCAUGAAAUCCAUCGGCUUCCCCUGGCGUUUUACUCUUAGCCAGAAGCAAUUGGCGCGGAUCCGAGCCCAGGUGCGUGAGGCGCACAAACGUGGCCUUAAAGUGCGCUAUUGGGCUACCCCUGGCUGGCCGCACAGUUUACGAGAUCGCAUUUGGAGGGAUCUGAUUAGGGAAGGCGUCGAUAUUUUGAACGUCGACGACUUGAGAAGCGCAGCGAGACUAGAUUGGGGUAAAAGGUCGCUGUCGCGAUGA